AUGGCUACUUCUGCGAUGUUGUGGUGUGUUUACACUGAUACUACCGCGGUCGGCAACAGGAAACUUUAUGAAACUCCGUUUUUGAUCACCCCGAUGGAGACCGAGAUAUAUUCGAUUGACAGCAACGGCACGUUUGUAAUCUUUGGUGGCAACAGCCAGGUGCUCAACAUAGCACAUAACGAUCAAGUAUCUUAUUUUGAUGGUGCAUACAGCGAUUCAAUAGUUUAUACCAAGUUCUUUGACUUAUCCAAGUUAUACGUGGUUACAAUGGACGGCACGAUAGACAUCAUGGAAUUGGUGAGUAUGGGAAGCAACGGAGUGAUAACUGCUGAGAAUGCAUUGGUGUGUGAAAUGAAUACACAUGGUGGUCGUGAAGAGACCGUACAUGAUGGGGAUGCGUGCUCUGAAAAUGGCAAUUUCACUGGUGAAAACAGACAGGAGCACGGACAACGCCCAAAUAUAGUGUAUAGGCACGGAGAUCGGUAUCUUCUCAUCAAAAAGGCACAUCAAAACAUUCGCAAAGACAUCACUUCCGUGACACAUCACGGGAAUAUCCUGCUGUUGGGAUGUGAGGACGGCUGUAUUCAUGUUUUUUAUAAAAAUCUGCAGUGCCACACUAAUUUAGAAGGCCAUAAGACGGAGAUUAACGGUCUAUCCAUUCUCAACAACUACAUAUUUUCGUCUUCGGCAGGCAAUUUCAUCGUAUACAAGAAUAAUUUCGUAGUUUACAAUCACAAAACAGAUCUGUUAAAAGGUAUGCAUAUGAUAGAUGGAAGGGCGUACCUGGUGUACGAAGAGGGUAUAAGCGUAUUAAAAUACAAUGAGCAUGAGGAGUGCCGUGGUGUUAGAGCGUAUAAUGAGGAUGAUUACGACAAAUAUUUUGGUGGCAAUACGCCAUACUGCGGCUAUGUUUCAGAUUGCUUCACCAAUCUGUACAAUAUCAACGUCAAAGGAACGGAGUGCAUUGCAAAGAUCAACGAUGGCCUUGUCAUUGGUGGAGAGUUCCUUGUGAUAAUAAGCCAAGGCAAAGAGUACAGAACAGAAAUAAAAGAUGUAAAUUUAUUAAUGGUGAGGGACAGCACCGUGAUAUUUACAACAUUACACGAUCAAAUUGGGGUGGGUGAUUACCGAGGAGAGCAUUUUACGCUCUACGACACGGAUGUAGGCCUGGUAUAUGACAUGGCAAUUGAUGGUAAUGUGGUGUAUGUUGCAGGUGAAAGUGGCAUGGAUCAUAUUGAUGUUGAAAUAAAGAAAAUAUGAACCGGUGUGGCACUGCCAACAGCAAUUUAAGUGUUUAUGGCCGCACUUUUCCACAAAAAUGUUUUUUUUGGUAUCGGACGAGGAACACUCUCACCGUAUUGCUGUAUCAGUUUCAAAAAUAGGUGGUCUGUGACCGGUGUACACACCAGAGGUGCCACUGAAAAUGCACCAAUUUGAUUAAAU
This is a messenger RNA of Vavraia culicis subsp. floridensis, 1443 nucleotides long. RefSeq lists its product as uncharacterized. The transcript has a single exon. The record is from RefSeq and is a predicted model, not a curated record. Gene Ontology annotation, molecular function: protein binding. NCBI's taxonomy places the organism in Eukaryota, Fungi, Microsporidia, Pleistophoridae. Bases 1 to 1260 code for a protein of 419 amino acids.